This is a messenger RNA of Saccostrea cuccullata (small rock oyster), 1199 nucleotides long. RefSeq lists its product as uncharacterized. The coding region runs from base 1 to 1167 and encodes 388 amino acids. The transcript has 5 exons. The record is from RefSeq and is a predicted model, not a curated record. NCBI's taxonomy places the organism in Eukaryota, Metazoa, Mollusca, Bivalvia, Ostreida, Ostreidae.
AUGUGGAAACAGAGUGCCCCCUGGGAACUUAUGGAGUUAACUGCAUGGGAAAAUGUGUCAGAGGGUUUUACGGAAAACUCUUUGAUAAUUUUGUAUUCAGAGGAAGGUAAAGGCAGCAUCAAUGAGUGGGUUGACUUCACGUAUGCUUUGAUAGGAUCCGUUACCACAGUUUCUAUGAGCCUAAUUUGUCUGCUGUUUUUUCUUAAGUCAUGGUUAUCAAAAACAAAUGUGUCAUCUACGGAAACAAAUCAGCUUUGUACAGAUCAGACUGAUAAUCCAGGAGAGCAUGACAAUGAAAGUCGCAGUUCAUCGUCAAAUGCGAAUGAACCUGUUCUGCAGAGAACACCAACUCAUAGCUACACAGGUCUGAGGUUUUCAAGAAUGCAGCCUCUUUAUGACAACUCAAAGGACUAUGAAAGUGUCCCGGAACAAGAUACACCAUCUGUUGAUUCUCUUCCAUCUCACAAACUUAGGAAUGAUGACGAUGGUGAAAGCAAAGGAGAUGGCAAAUAUGAAGGAUUGUUUAAAAAUAAAGCGUACAAUAUUCUCUCUCUCCGCAUACAUCCUCUUGACAAAGCAAAGACCCUGCGAUCAGUUGAUUCUUCAAUUAAUCUUUGGGACAAUAUGGACGGAAUGGAAGAUGAAUACGAAUCGAUCGAAGUGAAGGAGGAUAACAAGGAGGAAUGUGUGUCUGAGAGGAGGAUGGUUAAAAUUCAUCCCACUGGAAAAUACGUUUGUGGAGAAUAUUCAACAGAUGGAACUUUGAAAGAUUAUAUAGGAAAUGCUCAAAUGAAUAAAAAUUGUGACAUGAUAGUUGAUAAGGAGGCGAUAUCACAAAGUUUUAUCGCCCAUGAGCUUGAUUGUACCAAAAGUUUCUCUCCACGACCUUAUAGCUUAGCAAAUAGUAUCUGGCGUAAACAUCACACUUCUGAAAUGUCGAAACAACUUAGAAUAUCAGAUUAUGAAAAAGUUUUAACAUUACAGACAGGUGAAGAAAAUUUUGUAAAUGAUAGAAUAUUCUCAAAGACUGAUACGCAAAUUAUCACUGAAAGUUCUGCUGACCCAAUGAUGUCGGAAGUAUCAGGGAAUAAUGAAAAUAAAAAUCCACUAAAGCUCAAUAAAAACAAAGCAAUGAUUUUCAAGGAAGCAUAUGAAAAAAAGUAUUAAUUCAAAAAUGCAUAUAAAUCUCUUACAAGAGG